CAGGCGGGGCCGUGCUGUCGCGAGCGGGUCCCGGUGGCCGGGCCGCGCGGGGCGUCUUCGGGCUGGGACGGCGCGGCGGGCGCGGUGUCCGGCGCGGCCAUGGCGGGCUCGGUGGCGCGGAAGGCCAUGGAGUACCUGCGCAGCAAGGACUUCCGGGACUACCUCAUGAGCACGCACUUUUGGGGCCCGGUAGCCAACUGGGGGCUUCCCAUCGCCGCCAUCAAUGACAUGAAGAAGUCCCCCGAGAUCAUCAGUGGGCGGAUGACGUUUGCUCUCUGCUGUUACUCCCUGGCCUUCAUGAGAUUCGCCUACAAGGUCCAGCCUCGGAACUGGCUGCUCCUGGCCUGCCACGCCACCAACGAGGUCGCACAACUGGCCCAGGGGACCCGGCUCAUCAAAUACGAGUUUGCUAAGAAGACGACAUAGGGUGAGAUGCCGCACCCGCCCCUGGCAGGGACGGCCCGGCCUGCAGGACCCCCAGUCGCCGCUGUCCUCAGGAACUGCCCGGCUGAGGGAUGUAGUUUUGCUAACAGACUAUUUUUCUAGACGGCAGAGCCCGCCCCCUGCAGCCUGCCCGCACAGAGCCACCCUGGUGCCCUCGACCCCCUCACUCCAGUCUCGGCCCUCUCUGCAGUGAAGCGUGACCUGUCAGGGCUUCUCCCGAGAAACAGAACAAAGUGUGUGACUGAGCCCUGCAGACGGCCGGCCGCGGGCCCGCGCUGGUCUCCCGUGUCCGGAGAGGCUGUUUCCUGCAGCGCAUGUGCCGAGUGCUGACUUCAGGCAAUAAAUCAUUGCAAUAUUUGUCAA
Messenger RNA from Sorex araneus (European shrew), 807 nucleotides. RefSeq names its product mitochondrial pyruvate carrier 1 (gene MPC1). Gene Ontology annotation, cellular component: mitochondrial inner membrane. Bases 100 to 426 code for a protein of 108 amino acids. The record is from RefSeq and is a predicted model, not a curated record. The transcript has 5 exons. Gene Ontology annotation, biological process: pyruvate import into mitochondria. Lineage: Eukaryota; Metazoa; Chordata; Mammalia; Eulipotyphla; Soricidae.